Molecule: messenger RNA, 372 nt
Organism: Geodia barretti
Lineage: Eukaryota; Metazoa; Porifera; Demospongiae; Tetractinellida; Geodiidae
Source: the annotation of a GenBank genome assembly
AUGUCUGCUGACAUCGAACAGUCCCAUGAAAUUGCCUUGAUUGAAGUGGGCGAAGAGGCGCCAGGCGUCCAGCACCGUCAAGUUGGCCUGAACCACAUGGCAUGGAUGAUGGAGAGCCUGGACGACUUGAAAGAGUUUUACUGCCGGCUGAAGGAAAAGAACGUCCCCAUAGGCCACAUCUCCGACCACGGCAUUUCUAUAGGUAUCUACUUCAGUGACCCGGACGGGAACGGUGUCGAGGUUUCAUACGAAUUGCCUCGGAGCCAGUGGAACCGUGAAGAGAAUAUUUUCAUGGGUGAAGGCCGCAUGUCCGGACACUUUCCCGGGCCUUGGGACGAAGAAAUGGCAGCUACGCAAGCAGCUACCAGAUAG